Schistocerca nitens (vagrant locust) is the source of this 4535-nucleotide messenger RNA. RefSeq names its product protein Wnt-10b-like. The transcript is spliced from 8 exons. Gene Ontology annotation, biological process: neuron differentiation; multicellular organism development; cell fate commitment. Gene Ontology annotation, molecular function: frizzled binding; cytokine activity. The record is from RefSeq and is a predicted model, not a curated record. Gene Ontology annotation, cellular component: extracellular region. NCBI's taxonomy places the organism in Eukaryota, Metazoa, Arthropoda, Insecta, Orthoptera, Acrididae. Bases 1 to 1263 code for a protein of 420 amino acids.
AUGAACAUCCAGCAGGCGGUGGAAGACAAGGAAGCAGCUGGGAGCACAGCAGCAGCAGACACGGAGGCGGCUGCGGCGGCGGCGGCGGCGGCGGCGGCGGCGGCCGCGCCGGGUGGCGGGCCCCGGCCUGCAGCCCGCGCUGGCGCUGGAGGGGCAGGGGCGCGUGACGUCAGCGCGGCCCGCGCGGCCUCCACUCCAGUCGGCAUGCUGCUCAGGGGCGUCCGGCGCGCCGCGCCGCUCUGCUGCGCGCUGCUGCUCGCCGUCUCGGGGUGCUGGUGGCAGCCAGCCGGGGGCGCGCAGUCGGCGGGCGCGCAGGUGUGCCGCACGUUCGCGGGUCUGACGCGCGAGCAGCAGGAGGUGUGCCAGCGGCGGCCGGCCGCCACCAGCGUCGCCAUCCAGGGUCUGCACCACGCCGUCCAGGAGUGCCAGUUCCAGUUCCGACACCACCGCUGGAACUGCUCCUCGCUAGCCACCAAGAACCGCAACCCGCACGCCAGCGUCCUACUCCAGCGGGGGUACCGCGAGUCGGCGUUCGCGUACGCCAUCUCGGCGGCCGGGGUGGCGCACGCGGUGGCGCGUGCCUGCAGCCUGGGGCGCCUGCUCGAGUGCGCAUGCGCCGCGCCGGGCGGCCGGCGCCGAGGCGGGAGCCAGUGGCAGUGGGGCGGCUGCUCGCACAACAUCGACUUCGGCGUCCGCUUCUCGCGGCUCUUCCUCGACGUGAGGGAGCGCGCAGGCGACCUGCAGUCGCGGAUCAACCUGCACAACAACCAGGCCGGCCGCCUCGCGCUGUCGAGCAACACAGUGCUGCGCUGCAAGUGCCACGGCAUGUCGGGCAGCUGCGAGCUGAAGACGUGCUGGCGCGCUGUGCCCGAUUUCCGGCGAGUCGGCGACGCGCUCAUGGCGCGCUUCCGCACCGCAGUCCUCGUCGACCAGUCCAACCUGGGCAGCGGUUCUCCUCUGACGAUCGCCGAACACAACACGAGACAGCCGUCGUCCGGUGAGCGGAGCGACGAGGCGAAACCGGGGGCGCGGUCGCCCACCUUCUGCGAGCGCGACCCCUCAGUCGACUUCCCGGGCACGGUGGGCCGGCGCUGCAACCGCACCUCGACGGGAACCGACAGCUGCGCCUCGCUGUGCUGCGGGCGCGGCUACGACGUCUUCCGGCAGCGGCGCGUCGACCGCUGCAACUGCCGCUUCCAUUGGUGCUGCCGCGUAGCCUGCCAGAACUGCACCAUCGAGGAGUGGGUCACCGUCUGCAAGUGACGCCGCACCGGCGUCCCACCCGUCUCUGCUGACCGCAGUCCCUGCAGCGCACGCUGCGAGGUCGUCACGUGUGUCGCGACGGCGCUUCUGACGGUACUCGCCCCACUGCGAACCGAGCGUGUCCGAGAGCCGCUCGACAAUCCACGAGAAGAACGCGUCUUGUCGCACUAAUUAGAGGGGUACUUCCCGAUGCAAAGGCCCUUUCUUAAAUACAUACAAUGUAUUCGAGAUCUUCACUGAUUAUCUAACGUGCUCACCGUCACGUUUCUCCGUAGGCAAAUCCCCACAUCUGCUUUCCAGAGGUUUCUAAUAAUUCAAAGACGCGCGAUGCAUUAACGUUCUAAUACCCUUUCGAAGCAGGUAACUUACUUCUCAGCAGCAUGGCUAGCAAUGUGUGAAUUAUUCCUUAAGUGUUACUAUUCAAUUUGAUGAGAAACACGCCGAGUAAAGCAACAACGGCGAAUGAAUCACAGCUUUCCAACGAAAACCAAAGCCAAAAAACGGUCGCUCAGUGGCUAGCCUAACAUACAAUUUCGUACACCAUCUCAUUACCCAAACCAACACGUUUGUUGAAACAUUUCGACGUGUCUGCACAGAUCUCGGCGUCGGAUAGAAACACGUUCAUUUGGACAGCGCAACAUACUAAUGUGUAAAAAAUUAUCUAUUGUGAUCUUUUAGCUUUCUUCGCGAAAAUAACGACCAUCAUGUCUCUGUGAUUAUCAGCCGGCUUGAUAUUCUCAUUUUCCUUCCACGAUAUUUCUAAAACAUCCCUAUUUGAAUGCGUCAUCUGUUAGAUGCAGAAGUGGUUGAACGAAAACUGUAACAAGGAUGCCCUCUAGCGAUUUGUAUUAUGAAUAUCAGAAGAAGUUAGCCUCAUCGUGGCAGUAAAUGGUGUUCACAGAAUUCAAGUCAGGACUUCGUCGCUUUACCACCGUAAUACUUAACUUGUUACGUACUUUAUCCAAGCCGGCCGGAGUGGUCGUGCCGUUCUGGGCGCUACAGUCUGGAGCCGAGCGACCGCUACGGUCGCAGGUUCGAAUCCUGCCUCGGGCAUGGAUGUGUGUGACGUCCUUAGGUUAGUUAGGUUUAAUUAGUUCUAAGUUCUAGGCGACUGAUGACCUCAGAAGUAAAGUCGCAUAGUGCUCAGAGCCAUUUGAACCAUCUGAACUUUAUCCAAACGUAGUUUUGUAGACGUCACACAAGAUUUCUCUGAUGUCUUCUGAGGACCUACAUUUUUCUACUACAGAUGAGCGACAGACAGAAAGUGACGUGCUUAGUCUCUCACAAAAUAAUUUUUCCAUAGCAUAAAACGACGUGAGACACCUUUAGUGUGAUACUAAUGACAAAGUCUAUACACGAAUGUUCGAAUAUUGACUUCUUUUGUUAGUUGCAUUUAGUUGCGAAAGUAAAAUCUUUGAUAAACCUCCGAUCAGCCUCUCUCAGCCGAAUGUCCUUGCUUACAUGUAAACCCAUGAUAUGUCCGUCCACUUGCGUUAAAAUAAUGGUAAUCAUCGGUAAUAGUCAACCACGUCGCUAAUUAGCUGUAACAGCUUACCAUCGAAUUCUGCAGAUGUGAGGAAAACUAUUUUAUUAACAUCAGUAUUAAUACAUUUUAGUUUUAAUUCAUCAGUGUGUACUGCCUCCUUUCUUAUCACUCCACCCUCCCCCAUAAACACGUCAUUAACAGCUACUUUCCAUGAUUUUUUGCGUCCAACUUUCGGAGCUUACUUCCAAAAAAGCUAACUUCAGAAUAAACACUUUAUAAUCUGCACUAGGAGCGAAAAUAAUUAUAUUGUAGCAAUUUUUGGACGGAGAUGAAUAUAAUACCAAAGAUGCAAGUUUCAUCACUGCGCAAGAAGCGUUAAUACUAAAAAAUACAUCAGUUACGAAAAAUAAGCACUACUUUAACGAGAAAUCAAUAUACAUAGGUCAAACAGAAGAAAUUCUCUGCCGUGAACAGUGCUUACAGACGACUCUAUUAUUAUACGUUUACAACAAAAAGUUUAUAAUCACAAGUUAUAAUGAUGAGCUUACUGAAGAGGAAUUAUCCCUAGGUAUACUGUCUUGGUGUUUCACUUCUUUGUGAAGUUGAUAAAUACAUACUCCAACUAUGAACCUAAUAGGGAGCACGAAGAAUACUUUGUACGACAGAUUUUGUCGUAAGACACGUGUGAAUUAGCUCUGUGCGUUUCCUUCCCAACGAUGUCCUUCACUCCAAACCACUAGCAUGUGGGAAACAGAAACAUGUAGGGCGUAUGAUUCUGUAAUGUAAUCAUGUACGUAAAUUUUGCCCUGUUGUUUCAUUUUAAAUCAACGACUGCCAAAGAAAUAGACUUGUACAAACUUAUCCACGUCUGAAUACCUAUUUCAUACAGACACAAAGUGAACUAUGUAUCAGUAGCAUAGAGUCGUUGGUUAUUUUCCAGUUUUUAUAACUCAUGUACAUUUUAAUGGGGCAUAUUUACCUGGUUUUCUGAAUUGUCCGUAAUGUCAUUACUACCAGUGCUCUGCUAUCACUUUCAGGACUUUGUUGUUUUACCACGGUAAUAAGGCAAUGGCGUAGACAUCGCAGAAGAUUUCUUUCAUGUCCCCUGAGGACCGACAUCAUCGUAAUUAUAAUGAGCCUCGAAUGAAAAGAUACGUACUUUACGUCUUACAACAUAAUUUUUCUAUAGUACCAGCUGCAAUGAGAAUACAGCGCUUAGCGAGUUCAAUAUUAACCAGAAGGACAUGGGUGAAGACAUUUUCAGUAUAAAUAAAAAUACUUAAGUUUAUACCUACAUAGAAGGUGGGUGAAGAAAGAGCGUGUUACUUUCGUUACGCUAGUGUAUUUUUUAUGUUAGGAAGAACUCCGCUAACAGCUGGUAAAAUUUUUGUUUAUUAUAACAUAACCGGUUUUGCAGCUUUAAGCCUCUUCAUCAGGUGCAACAACGUUAAAAGAUCAUAGGCGUAACUAUCGCUCCCAAGUCUUCUUUACCUUUCGCUCGCCGAGGUGUUUACGGUAUUCUCUAGACAGUAAAUUUUGACUAUGAGCGAUGGGUAUGCCUAUGAUCUUUUAACGUUCUUGCACCUGAUGAUGCGGCUUUAAGCCGCGAAACCGGUUGUGUUUUAAUAAACAGCUACAACAAUUUUACCUGCUGUUAGCGGAGUUCUUCCUAACAUCACAGAUGGGGUGUGAUGCCUUAGUUACUACUUUGGACAGCUACGAUCUGUAAACUGUAAAAAGGUAUUUCUUCAGUGUUCCAUCAUAUUCGAUGUAUAUAAUGCAGAGU